AAGCCCAUCGAGCCAAAGUGUUCCAGGAGAUCUGUUUGGCGUUUGUCGGUUUCGCACCGGGCAGUGACGAGUUGCAGGAACUGUACAAUCUGGUACUCGAACACGACGGUUUGAUCACAGAAGAUCUGAAUGAUAAACGGCUCACUCACGUUGUGGUCACAGAUGCCUGGCCUGGUCAUGGCAACAUCUUGGAGCGUUUGAAGGAGUUGAUGAUCAACGAACCGAGCAAUGCGUCCCGGUCGACUCUGCAAUCAUCUCGCCUACUCGACUCGCCUUCCUUAACGGAAGAGGCACAGUAUCGUAUAUGCAUGCUAGGGAUCAGUUAUCGCGUGCCAGUUGUUCGACUCGAGUGGUUUUGGCUCUCCUUACAACUUACUUGUCUGUGUCGAUUGGAACCUUAUUUGUACGUGGCUGGUCCAUCACGAAAUACGAGCACAUCACUCACUCAUACUGGUCCAGUCCCAUUGCCUCCACUUGCACGCCCUAGUAUAGUUUCGAUCGAUGCUGAGGCAUUUGGUGGCAUUGGUGGUGGUACGGACCAUCCGAUCGCCCCUGUAUUAUCCAUCGGAGCCACUUCCAGUCCGUUGCUCGGUGAGCCGGGUGCACAAAUCUCUCUGAUUACUUGUGAUGACGCAAUUGAAGAAGUUGACGAGCCUGGACCAUCGCCAGAUCGGAGUCCUGCGGAAGCGCCUAUCGGUCCCACGUCGGCCUCAUUCGCAAACGAACAUCGUUCGGACAGUAUGCUCGAGGAGAAAGAAAAUCUGUGCCCACGAGAAGCGCAUUCAUUAAAUUCUCCCGGCCAGGCACACCUAUCACCGGAAUAUGACUUGCCUCGACGGAAGAGCGCUAUUCACGGGGCUGUGCGGUUAAAAUCACCAUUGGCUACAUCCACAGACAAGGUUUCAUUCGUCACAUCACCGAGGCACGCAAAUAGUCCGCGGGGUUUUGUCAGUCCACCCGGAGACAUGCGCCGUAGUUUCGGUCACGUUCCGAAUCCGUUGCGCUCGGGGUCCAAUCUGAGCGCUCACUCGAGUCACGACAACCUGCUCACACAGUUAGCCGAUCCGCUCACAGUUCCCAGUAAUCGUGAGCGUCGUCUGUGCCAGAUUGCCAGUCAGCAACCGAUGCAAUGCGACGGGCAAACGCAAUCCCCUCCUCCUCCGCCGUCUGCUGGAUCCCUAAUGACACCGUCGGAAUUGGAUGCUCGCGGUCUAUCUGCGGAACUGCCCGGUACAUGUUGGUCUCCGGGCAGUUUUAACUCGGCCCUACUGUUGAAUGCCACAAAUGCGAGCGAUUGUAACACCAGUUGUGCACAGGCACAAAAUCGUGGCAGUUAUGGUUUGGGCUCAUUAGUGGGUUCAUUGCGUGAUGUAACUCAGAAAGGUUCCGUAGACGGUGAAGUCAUUCUCGAUCCGGAUGCGUCUGGAACACUGAAGUCACCGGCCGCACAGAUUAUCGGUAACCAUACACAAACAUCAACACCAGCCAGUGGAAAGCACAAGUCCACCAGUCGUUUGAGCCUGUUGCAUAAUGCCGCACGAAAAUCUCGCACACCUGCGUCUGAUUUCACCGUCAGCGGCGGUCGCAGUGGUGGCUCACCAAGUGUCUCAUCGAGCCCUCAUUUAGAUGGUCUCCGUGACACCCCUCUUCGUGUUCGACUGGAAAAGCGUCAGCAUCGCGUAUUUGAGUUCUUUGUCACCGAGCGGAACUAUGUGGAUAUUCUGCAAUAUCUUUACCGUGUUGCGUAUCCGCAAGUGAUUGAUGAGGAUCAAUCCGGUGGACCAAUUCUACCGCGCCAGGAAGCGGACUAUGUGUUUGGCAAAUUGGGUGCGAUUGUCGAUCUGCACGAACGUCUGCAACCACAAUUGACCCAACUGGAAACCAAUUGGUCAUUGACCGAAAGUUGUCUGGGGGAUGUGUUGCACAUGGAACUACUGGACGAAAUGGACAAGGCUUACGGAAACUAUAUGCAAUUCUACAGUCCACCUCAUCUGCAUCAUUUGGGUGAACAGUUUCCUCGUUUUCUGGCGUUUAUGCGUCAGGUGGAACGGCGCCGUGAAUCAGGUCGCCAGAGUCUGGCUGCACUACUGGUGCGGCCGCCGGAAAUGUUGUCCUCAUCGCGUAGUUUGGUCGCCCGAUUAAAUGUGUUCGAACUGGGCACCAGCACUUCCGGGAGUACCACAUGUGAACCGGUCACCUUGUUUCUCCUCACCGACUGUUUGGAAGUGGCAAGGCCUCGAAAACGACACACGGGCGAACCUUUGGCCCACGCGAUGCGAGCUGCACUGGCCGCGGUCCAAGGUUGGUUUUGGUUUCACAGACUCGGUCUCGUUUUGACAUUUUAUAUACUGCGCAUUCAAUUCGCCACUAAUGAUGAUUUUAGCACACAAUUAGUUAUUUCCAGCAAAGAAAUAAAAAACAGGUAUACAUGGCGGUGGUGGCCAAGUGGUUUGGUCAUCAAAUUGAGACCCGAAAUUUCGAGGUUCGAACCGCUCCACCGCCGCCGGUUCCCUACUUCCGUAUUUCCCCAGUCAACCUUUGUAUGA
Molecule: messenger RNA, 2546 nt
Organism: Echinostoma caproni
Lineage: Eukaryota; Metazoa; Platyhelminthes; Trematoda; Plagiorchiida; Echinostomatidae
Source: the annotation of a GenBank genome assembly